AUGGGCGGUCAAUUCUCAAAGAUGAUGGGCAAGAUCUUCGGAUCAAAGGAGAUGCGCCUGCUCAUGCUCGGUCUCGACGCCGCCGGAAAGACAACCAUUCUCUACAAGCUCAAGCUCGGCCAGGACGUCACCACGAUUCCUACCGUCGGCUUCAACGUCGAGACGGUCACGUACAAGAACGUCAAGUUCAACGUCUGGGAUGUUGGUGGUCAGGACAAGAUUCGACCUCUGUGGAGGCAUUACUUUAGUGGAACGCAGGGUCUUAUCUUCGUUAUCGACUCAUCCGACAAGAACAGAAUGGAAGAGGCUAGACAAGAACUUCACCGCAUCAUCAACGAUCGCGAGAUGAAGGAUAGUCUACUACUCGUGUUUGCCAACAAGCAAGAUUUGGCAGAGGCCAUGAGUCCCCAAGAAGUCACCGAGGCGCUUCAACUCUCCAAGCUCAAGGACAAGGUCUGGUACGUGGUGCCCAGUUGCGCUACCACAGGCGAGGGUCUGCUGGAAGGUCUGGCGUGGCUUAGCAACAACGUCAAGGCUCCUCCAACCCCGGCCAAGAAGUAGAACAAGGAAACUUGACUCGUCGUUUGGAGUGUAUUUGGGCCUUUCUGACUAUUAUAUUUUAUCCCGACUCGAUCCCGAACUCUUCCUUCCUCGUCCGCUGUUUACUCUCGAUACGAUUUUGUACGGCGCGCAGUGGACAGGACAUCUCUCUCACAGCCCCCUCCUCCGAAAGAAAGAUUCACCCAAACCUCAUCUACCUACAUACACCCGGAAUCUCCUCACGCCAAAAACACCGCUGAAAUACCCCGACUGUUAUCAUAUCUUGCUCUAAUUUACAACCCUGUCUUUUUAACCAAAUCGCGCGCCGGGAAGAGGGAAAUCGACCUGAACAAUAAGAAAAGGAGAUGUGGGGAGGACAAAACAGAGAAAUAUGACGAGAAAAUGGCAAGAGAAUAGAGGGGAUUGUGUGAAUAUGUAUGGGGGAGGCAAAGGCAAAGAGAAAGCAGAUAGGCAGCGUAUCUGAGGCAUGUCACUUCUUAUUUUUUAGUUAUUCGUCUUUUUUAUUUUUUUUCUUGUAUCUUGGAAU
This is a messenger RNA of Fusarium graminearum PH-1, 1087 nucleotides long. RefSeq names its product ADP-ribosylation factor 6. Gene Ontology annotation, molecular function: GTP binding; GTPase activity. The coding region runs from base 1 to 561 and encodes 186 amino acids. Gene Ontology annotation, biological process: intracellular protein transport; vesicle-mediated transport. Gene Ontology annotation, cellular component: cytoplasm. The record is from RefSeq and is a predicted model, not a curated record. The transcript has 3 exons. NCBI's taxonomy places the organism in Eukaryota, Fungi, Ascomycota, Sordariomycetes, Hypocreales, Nectriaceae.